CUGGUGGCUGCACCACAUACAAGCAGAGUUCACCAAGUUAGCUUCUUCUUCAUCAUCUUCAUCGUCUUCUUCUCGACUACUCAAUCGGCUUGCCGGCCGUCCAUGGAGCUCGCCGCGAUCGCUUCCGCCUCGGCCUCGAUCUGCUCGGCGUACCGCCACCUCUCGGCCACGCCGGCCGAUGACAACGGCGACGACAACGGCGCACGGCCGCUGUCCUCAUCGGAGGAGCUCUCGAAGUCGUCGUCGUCGUCGCGGCGGAUGGCAAAGCCGGCGGAGCUCCGGCGGCGGUGCUACGCCGUGCUGAAGCAGCAGAGGACGAGGCUGUACAUCCUCCGGCGCUGCGUCUCCAUGCUCCUCUGCUGGCACGAGCACGACCUGUCGGAUUGAUCGGUCGAGGCCCGCCCUGCUCGACCCGGCCCACGGCCUGGUUCGGCCCGGCAGCAUUUUACGCUGGCCCGGGUCCUGUUUUUUUUUUCCUUUUUCUUUUUUAUUUUGUAGCAAGGACAGUGAGUGACAAGAGUCGACUUUGAUAAGGGGAUCAAACGAUGGAAUUAACCUUUUAAUUCUGAGUUAAUUGUGCAUGAGUGGAUAAUGCAAAUGUGAGGAUGCUGAGGAUAAUGAGCAGAUGCUACCUUACACA
Molecule: messenger RNA, 640 nt
Organism: Oryza sativa Japonica Group (Japanese rice)
Lineage: Eukaryota; Viridiplantae; Streptophyta; Magnoliopsida; Poales; Poaceae
Source: RefSeq, a predicted model, not a curated record